This is a messenger RNA of Rhodamnia argentea, 2013 nucleotides long. RefSeq names its product sucrose transport protein SUC2-like. The coding region runs from base 120 to 1607 and encodes 495 amino acids. Gene Ontology annotation, cellular component: vacuole; plasma membrane. Gene Ontology annotation, molecular function: sucrose:proton symporter activity. The record is from RefSeq and is a predicted model, not a curated record. The transcript has 4 exons. NCBI's taxonomy places the organism in Eukaryota, Viridiplantae, Streptophyta, Magnoliopsida, Myrtales, Myrtaceae. Gene Ontology annotation, biological process: sucrose transport.
UUAAGUUCCGGGGAGGACUAUACCUCCGCUGUUCGUGCUGGCCGUGGCGACGACGACGACGACGAAGACACAGACCAACGAGACGACUUCUGUAAACCACCGGCGGUAGGUAGCGAGCGAUGGAGCACGGCGGAAAUGGUGAGGCCAUGGCGCCUCUGUGGAAGAUCAUCGUGGUGUCGUCCAUCGCGGCCGGGGUUCAGUUCGGGUGGGCCCUGCAGCUCUCCCUGCUGACCCCGUACGUGCAGCAGCUUGGCGUUCCGCACGCGUGGUCGUCCUUCAUGUGGCUCUGCGGCCCCAUCUCUGGCCUGGUGGUCCAGCCCACCGUCGGCUACUUCAGCGACCGCACCACCAACAGGUUCGGUCGCCGCCGCCCCUUCAUCGUCGCCGGCGCCGGGUUCGUCGCCGUUGCCGUCUUCCUCAUCGGCUUCUCCGCCGACCUCGGCCACAGGGCCGGCGAUAGCCUCCACACGCCGAUGAAGCCCCGGGCCGUGGCCAUCUACGUGAUCGGGUUCUGGAUGCUGGACGUGGCCAACAACAUGCUCCAGGGACCCUGCCGCGCCUUCCUCGCCGACCUCUCCGCCAAUAACCACAAGCGGAUGCGCGUCGCCAACGCCUUCUUCUCCUUCUUCAUGGCCGUCGGGAACGUGACCGGCUACGGGGUGGGCACAAUCAACAACCUCCACAAGUUCCUGCCCUUCACCACCACGGUCGCCUGCGACAUUUACUGCGCCAACCUCAAGACCAGCUUCCUCAUCGACGUGGUCGUUCUACUGGUGGUGACGAUCACUGCGGUCACGUUGGUGAAGGAGACCGUGGUCCCGUUGCCGAAGGAGCUGGCCAACGGGGAUGCCGCGCCGAUGACUCCGUUCGGCAAGGAGGUGACUGCCGCCUUCAAGAACCUGACGAAGCCAAUGUGGCUGCUCUACCUUAUGACCGCCCUCAACUGGAUCGCGUGGUUCCCGUUCAUUCUCUACGACACCGACUGGAUGGGCCUCGAGGUGUACGGCGGGAAGGCGCACGGGACGGGCGAGCAGAAGCGGGUGUACGACCUCGGUGUUCACGCUGGCGCCUUGGGUCUAAUGCUCAACUCGGUGGUCCUCGCUUUCUUCUCCCUACUGAUUGAGCCCGUCGGCAAGCUGGUGGGCGGCCUCAAGACGUGGUGGGCCCUCGUCAACAUCGUCCUAGCCAUCGGUUUGUUCUGCACCAUCCCCGUCACAAGGAUGGCCAAGGCGUACCGGGCAACCCACGGCAUGGUCCCACCCCCCGCCCACAUCAAGGGCGGCGCUCUCGGCAUCUUCUCCGUCCUCGGUAUCCCACUCUCGGUCACAUACAGUGUUCCAUUUGCGUUGGCAUCAAUCUACUCAUCCACUGCUGGCGCUGGCCAAGGGCUUUCUUUGGGCAUUGUCAACAUUGCGGUCUGUGUCCCGCAGAUGAUUGUGGCCGCUGUAAGCGGGAGGCUCGACCAAGCAUUUGGAGGCGGGAACCUGCCGGCGUUCAUCAUGGGCGGUAUUGCGGCUGUGGUGAGCUCCCUCGUGGCUCUGUUCGUGCUCCCAAACCCGCCCUCACAGGCUUCCGUGCCCGUCCUCAUUGCUGGUGGCGGACAUUGAUCUGAAGCCGAAGCGUCUUUACGUAGCUUCCUCUCGAUCUCUCCCCCCUUAGCAGCCUUGCAUGCUCGCAUUGUUCCUCCGCCUUCACCAGGCUUCACCGCCCUAUUUCUCGAUCCAAAAUGAAGUCCGCCGCCGCGAUUUAGGUUCCUUUUUUUUUUUUUGUGUGGGGGGGGUGAUUCUUGUAUUUCCCCGAAUUCUGUAAUAAAUUAAAAAAAAGAGAAGAGAGAGUGAACAUGCGAACAUGAAAUCUCUUUUUCGUGUCAUGAGCGUCCAAUGUUCUCUCCUAAUUCUACCGUCUCUAAUAAAAGUGUGUAAUUGUCAAAGGUUGUCGUACCUGAUAUGCACGCACGGCACUGAUACGAGUGAUCGACGCCAUGCGACUGCACGUGCUAGAAAGGACUCGUGC